UUUAUUGAAGAGAAAGAGUUCAGAUGACUGUGUAUAUAUGCAGUUGGUGUUUGAAUGGCGAAGGGUGAAGUGAUAUGACCGUAUCAUGGAGACUCCCUGUGUUUUAGGCUGGUUUCUCCUCUGUCUACUUUCAGUCAGUGAAUGCAUUGACCCUAAAGUCAUUGGUAUUGAGGGCCAGAAUGUCACUCUGCCAUGUAAAUAUAACACCAUAAAGCAAGGUGUAUUAGCCAUAUGCUGGGGGAGAGGAGCCAUACCGAACUCUGGUUGUAACAAGGAAAUCAUCUCAUCUGAUGGCACUAAAGUGACAUGGAGAUCUUCGGUUAGAUAUAAUUUAUUCGGGGUGCUGAAGACAGGGGAUGUCUCUCUCACAAUCCUCAAUGUCACUGAAAAAGACUCUGGACAAUACGGCUGUCGUGUGCAUGUUUACGGAUUGUGGAAUGAUGAGAAAUAUCAUGUCAACUUGAACAUUGAGAAAGGAGCAGAUGACAGGUCAGCCUGUGAUCCUGGUGUCCAUUCUACUGGUUCUGACAGGGGUGGUGAUUGUGUCUGUACUUGUCGUCUUGAAAAGGCGAUGGAAAACAAUUGCUACGGUAGUCCAAAUACCAGAGCACUCUGGCAGCUCAGUCCUGUACAGCAACUCAGAGUCCAGCUUGGGUGUGCAUACUCGAGAGAUGGCGGUGGAGAACGUCUAUCAAAUAGAUGACAACGAGAGAGACGACUAGGAGGAGUGCCCCCGACAAAGCAUGGACACAUCACCACAGUCAUGCUGUUAACACGCGGUAGCUCUGUGUUUACAGGGCUGAGUCUGAAUUUAUAGGCUAAUGAUUCAACCGGACAAGACAAGCUAUUAUAAAAUCAGAUGCUUUUUGGUGAUAAAUUAGUCCAACUUUACUUGAUUUGUAUAUUUUAAAUGUUUGUUUGAAAGGAAAAGCUCACUAAUAUGGCUAUCGAUGUGUAUUCAGCACUAACAGUGUAGGUUUCAAUUACAAUGACUGUAUUUUCUUGAUGUAGUAAGCCAUUGUUGCGCCUAGACCCUUCCACGUCAAAAUAACAGCACUUACAGUUUAUCGGGGCAACUCUAGCAGGGCAAGAAAUUUGACAAACUGACUUGUUGGAAAAGUGGCAUCCUCUGACUGUGCAACGUUAAAAAUCUCUGAGCUCUUAAUUACGGGCCAUUCUACUGCCAUUGUUUUGUCUAUGGAGAUUGCAUGGCUGUGUGCUCAAUUUUAUGCACCUGUCAGCAACGAGUGUGGCUGAAGUAGCUGAAUCAACUCAUUUGAAGGGGUGUCCGGAUAUUUUUGGCCAUGUGGUGUACAUAGGUGCCGAUCAAAUCAAAUUGUAUUUGUCACAUACACAUGGUUAGCGAGUGCAGCAAAAUGCUUGUGCUUCUAGUUCCGACUGUGUGGAAAUAUCUAACACGUAAUCUAACAAUUCCACAAAAC
Molecule: messenger RNA, 1442 nt
Organism: Oncorhynchus tshawytscha (Chinook salmon)
Lineage: Eukaryota; Metazoa; Chordata; Actinopteri; Salmoniformes; Salmonidae
Product: T-cell immunoglobulin and mucin domain-containing protein 4-like
Exons: 5
Coding region: 86-703 (205 amino acids)
Source: RefSeq, a predicted model, not a curated record